UCCUAAAUUCCCCGUGAUUUGUAUUUCUUUCGUUUAAGCAGAAACUUAAGUGAUUGUUUGUCUUAUGUGUUACCAAACGUUAUAAGGAUAGAGUAUUUCAAGUUCGGUGGUGACAUAUUAUUCAGAGAAAUAUUGAUAUUAUUAUGAAGAUCUAUACAAGUUGACUUGCUAUCAUAGAAAGUGAAAUGUCAAGAUUGACCAUGGAAAAUCCUGUGUUUCAUCAAACUGUUCCUUUACGGCCAAUUCCUGUAUAUGGCAUUCGAAACCAUCCUCGACCAAGCUGCGGCGGUCUAAAUCUCGGCGCAAAACCUGGAGCAGAUCGUGCCAUGCUGGCUAAACAGUUUAAUAUAAUACCUCACAUGCGUCCGUACUAUCCGCUGGGCGAUUAUCGUAUUAACCAAAUACCAACCCUCGGGAACCCUUCAGCUUCUCAGAUUCUGAAUGAUGUAAACAAAUUCAGCGUUAAAACUCACUCCUUAUUUGACAGAACGAGUCGCCAGCACGCUAUUGCGCAGGACAAGGUGCAAACUCCGGAGCAACCAAAAUUACUGGAGAUAAACGGCGCUUGUACGGGACGCGGGGGAAUGAUAUCGAAACCCACGCCGGCUUCUGAAGCCAGCAGAUCGCCAAUGGAGGGAACAGUUCCUGUGAUAAUUCACUGCGGAAAUCCGUUUCCAUCGCAGUACGGCUUCGGGCGGAAGGUAUUCCCAUGUCCCCAAUGCCGGUACACAACCGACAGGAGAAACAAUUUGAAGAGACAUAUGCUAACUAUGCAUCAAACGUGCUCUAAAACUCUUGAGUGUUGUGGAUUAAUGUUUGCAACUAAAGCUUCUCUUCGUGAGCACGCGAUGAUAUUCCAUUACCACGGAUACACUUGUUUUUACUGUGGACGACGUUUUUGCCGUAAAGCGUUACUGAAACGGCAUUUGUCUGUGCAUAAUGGACAAAAAGACUUUGUUUGCCCAGUCUGUGAUUACGCAACCAGCCACAAGAGUAAUUUAGAACGUCACAGAAAAGUACAUUGCAGACCCGAGGGGGAAGACAAGUCUGAUUCAAACAGCGGAAAUGACGUCACGAAAUGGGAGAAUGAUUGCGAUGUCACUGAUGACGUACACAACGCUAUUGAUAUGAGUUCAGAUGACGAUGAGGAAAUUAUUGUAGAUUCUGACUAGAAGUUCGAACUUAAAAAAAAUGUUUUAAAAACAAAAACAGUUUAAACUAAUUCGUUUUACUCAUUUUAUUGUUAGAUGUUAUAUUUUCUUUACAUACUUAUCUUGUUAUAUUUUACAGUAUAUUUAUUGUUACUUUGCUGUGACAUAAUUAUAAACAAUAAAUGUUAUGGUGGAAGCUUAUGUUUAUAGAUUCUUAUAUUAUCGAACACUUAUUUGGUUAUGAAGACAUUCUCUUUCGCACUAGUUAUUGCAAUCUUUCUAAAAGUGUUUUCUUGCAUUGGCCUUACAGACUCGUUAAAAGUUCCAUGAUCCCAAAAUUAAACAAAAAAAUGUUUGGCCUGACCCAACCCACAUUUAGAUGUGUUAAGUAGAGUGGGGUUUAUUUGUUGGUGUAUUUUACCCCUUUACCCCUUUAACCCUUAAAGGGUCUUACUCGUGUUUUUUGUAAAAUGCACGUUAUUGUAUGAUGAAAUAAAGUAUGGCAAAUCA
Messenger RNA from Mya arenaria, 1661 nucleotides. RefSeq names its product zinc finger protein 250-like. Gene Ontology annotation, cellular component: nucleus. NCBI's taxonomy places the organism in Eukaryota, Metazoa, Mollusca, Bivalvia, Myida, Myidae. The coding region runs from base 186 to 1172 and encodes 328 amino acids. The record is from RefSeq and is a predicted model, not a curated record. Gene Ontology annotation, molecular function: RNA polymerase II transcription regulatory region sequence-specific DNA binding; DNA-binding transcription factor activity, RNA polymerase II-specific. Gene Ontology annotation, biological process: regulation of transcription by RNA polymerase II. The transcript is spliced from 2 exons.